AUGAGCGACAUUGUGGAGAAGACGCUGACGGCGCUGCCGGGACUCUUCCUGCAGAACCAGCCGGCUGGAGGGCCCGCGGCCGCCAAGGCAUCCUUCUCCUCGCGGCUGGGCGGCUUAAUCCGCGGUAUCACCGCGCUCACCUCCAAGCACGAAGAAGAGAAAUUAAUCCAGCAGGAAUUGAGUAAUCUGAAAGCAACUGUUUCUGCUCCUACUACAACACUGAAAAUGAUGAAGGAAUGUAUGGUGAGACUUAUAUAUUGUGAAAUGCUUGGAUAUGAUGCUUCCUUUGGCUAUAUACAUGCAAUCAAGUUAGCCCAACAAGGAAACCUCUUAGAAAAAAGAGUAGGUUAUUUGGCUGUUUCUUUAUUUCUACAUGAAAAUCAUGAACUGUUGCUUCUCCUUGUGAAUACAGUUGUAAAGGACUUACAGAGCACAAACCUGGUAGAAGUAUGUAUGGCACUUACUAUUGUCAGCCAGAUUUUUCCUCGAGAAAUGAUUCCAGCUGUUCUUCCAUUAAUAGAAGAUAAACUUCAACAUUCUAAGGAGAUUAUACGAAGAAAAGCUGUUCUGGCAUUGUACAAAUUCCAUCUCAUUGCUCCAAAUCAAGUACAACAUAUCCACAUUAAGUUUCGGAAAGCACUUUGUGACAGAGAUGUUGGGGUCAUGGCUGCUUCCUUGCACAUAUACCUUAGGAUGAUUAAGGAGAAUUCAUCUGGAUACAAAGACUUGACUGGGAGUUUUGUAACAAUUUUGAAGCAAGUAGUUGGAGGAAAGCUCCCGGUAGAUUUCAAUUACCACAGUGUGCCAGCACCCUGGUUACAAAUUCAGCUCUUGAGAAUACUAGGACUUCUAGGAAAAGAUGAUCAAAGGACAAGUGAAUUAAUGUAUGAUGUUCUUGAUGAAUCCUUACGAAGAGCCGAGUUAAAUCACAAUGUCACAUAUGCUAUUCUAUUUGAAUGUGUGCAUACAAUCUAUUCUAUUUAUCCAAAAUCAGAAUUACUUGAGAAGGCUGCCAAGUGCAUUGGAAAAUUUGUUCUGUCACCUAAAAUAAAUCUCAAAUAUUUAGGACUGAAGGCUCUUACCUAUGUUAUCCAACAGGAUCCUGCUCUGGCUCUUCAACACCAGAUGACAAUAAUUGAAUGUUUAGACCAUCCUGAUCCCAUUAUUAAAAGAGAGACUCUGGAACUUCUUUACAGAAUUUCUAAUGCUCAGAAUAUAAGAGUUAUUGUCCAGAAAAUGCUUGAAUAUUUACAUCAGAGCAAAGAAGAGUAUAUUAUCGUCAAUUUGGUUGGCAAAAUAGCUGAGCUGGCGGAAAAAUAUGCUCCCGAUAAUGCGUGGUUUAUUCAGACAAUGAAUGCUGUGUUUUCUGUGGGAGGAGAUGUAAUGCAUCCUGAUAUUCCUAAUAACUUUCUGAGACUGCUAGCAGAAGGCUUUGAUGAUGAAACAGAAGAUCAACAAUUAAGACUCUAUGCAGUUCAGUCUUAUCUCGCUUUACUAGAUGUGGAAAAUGUGUUCUAUCCACAGAGAUUUCUUCAAGUUAUGAGCUGGGUGUUAGGGGAGUAUUCCUACCUGUUAGAUAAGCAAACACCAGAAGAAGUUAUAAACAAGCUCUACAAGUUACUUAUAAAUGACUCCGUUUCUUCAGAAACAAAAACCUGGUUAAUUGCCGCUGUCACCAAGUUGACACCCCAAGCACAUUCUUCUAAUAUAGUCGAAAGAGUAAUCCAAGAAUUUACCAUAUCUUUGGAUACUUGUAUGAGACAGCAUGCAUUUGAAUUAAAACAUUUGCACGAGAAUGUGGAACUUAUGAAGAGCUUGCUCCCAGUUGAUAAGAGUUGUGAAGACAUGGUGGUAGAUGCUUCUUUAUCUUUUCUGGAUGGUUUUGUGGCUGAAGGACUCAGUCAGGGGGUAGCACCUUACAAACCUCACCACCAACGGCAGGAGGAAAAGCUUUCUCAGGAAAAAGUUCUCAAUUUUGAACCAUAUGGACUCUCCUUUUCUUCAUCUGGCUUCACUGGACGACAGUCUCCUGCUGGCAUCUCUCUUGGUUCAGAUAUAUCUGGGAAUAGUGCUGAGACAGGGCUGAAAGAGACAAAUAGCUUGAAGCUGGAAGGUAUAAAGAAAUUGUGGGGGAAGGAGGGCUAUCUUCCCAAGAAGGAGAGCAAAACUGGUGAAGAAACUGAAGCUCUGCCUGUUCCUCAAGAGAGUAUAAUGGAGAGUGUAGAUCAAGCUAAAACAAAAAAGGAUCAGUGUCAAGUGCUUACCCAAUCUAAAGAAGAGAAAGAAAAGCAGCUGCUGGCAUCAUCAUUAUUUGUUGGACUAGGAUCAGAAAGCACUAUCAAUUUGCUGGGAAAAGCAGAUACUGUCUCUCACAAGUUCAGAAGGAAAUCAAAAGUCAAGGAAACCAAAAGUGGAGAAACAGCCCAUUCUCACAGUAUGACCUGUUCUUCUGUUAGUUCUUUGUCAAAUGUGGCAUAUGAUGAAGAUUAUUAUUUGAAUACUUUACAGGAUAGAGGAGACAAGGAACUAAAGAAAUUUUCUCUCAGUUUGGAACUUUUGGAUUCUGAGCCUCUCACAGAACUACCCUUGGUUGAGAAACUCUCAAAUUGCAACCUGUCUGCACCUUCUUUGUUUGCUGAUAAUGAUAUGGAAAUUUUUCACCCUCCUCAAUCUACUGCAGUCUCAGUUGCCAAGGAAAUGUCUUUAGCUUCUUCUUUGUUGGAAGAAACUACUGAAUACAUACAUUCAAAUCUUAUGGAGGUCUCUAAUAAUGAAACCAUAUCACUGUUUUCUUACAAAAUUUGGAAAGAUGAUUGUUUAUUGAUGGUCUGGUCAAUCACUAAUAAGAGUGGUUUGGAACUGAAAAGUGCUAACUUAGAAAUUUUUCCUGCAGAAAAUUUCAAGAUCACUGAGCAGCUGGGAUGCUGUUUGCCUGUAAUGGAAGCAGAAGGCACCAAAAACUUUCAAUAUAGUGUGCAGAUGGAAAAACCUUUUACAGAAGAGAAUCUUUCUGGUUUUAUAAAUUAUCAAAUGAUGGAUACUCAUUCUGUUCAAAUGGAAUUUUCCAUAAACUUAUCACUGUUAGAUUUCAUUAGACCAUUAAAAAUCUCAACUGAAGACUUUGGAAAACUCUGGUUAUCCUUUGCAAAUGAUGUGAAGCAAAAUGUGAAAAUGUCAGAAUCUCAAGCCACGUUGCCUUCUGCCUUGAAGACUCUGCAACAGAAACUAAGACUUCAUGUUGUUGAAAUUAUAGGCAAUGAAGGGCUAUUGGCCUGUCAGCUUCUCCCAUCCAUCCCGUGCUUACUGCAUUGCCGAGUUCAUGCUGACUUAUUAGCCUUAUGGUUUAGAUCUUCCUGCUCUACUCUUCCUGACUAUUUACUUCAUCAGUGUCAAAAGGUGGUGGAGGGAUCCUAGCAGAAGCUCUGCUUAAUUUUACUCCAUCAAGAUAAAUGGUUUACAUAGAUAAACUUAUUUACCAAAGUGGAAAGAACUCAUGGUACUUCUAGUGAAAGUGGGGAUUAUUACAAGUUAUGAUUUAUGUGUUUUCUUUAUGAUUCUUGGUCAAGAAAGAUCCCCAAGAAACUGUGUCCCUAACCUUUUACUCAGGAUUGUACAGUAUGUUUGGGCCCCAAAAAAGUGACCUAAGCUAAUGUUAUAAACUGCUAAUGGUUUAUAUAGCAAAUGGUUUAUAUAGCACUUAGUGUAGAUGGACUGAAAAUAUUUAUUUUGUUAUAAAUAAUUUUAUAACAAGUUUACUCUAGUGCUAGCUAAUCUGUAGUAAAGCCAAGUCUCAGUUCUCUGCGUUAAUGGAAGGGAGACAUGAAAUUGAUAAUCUGAAACCUAAUUCAUAUUUGCUUUGGAAUACAGUGUAUAUUUCUUGGUAGGCAAGACAACACUUUCAAUUAUGUUUUGCUUAGAUUGGUGUUGCGCUAAGUCGGCAUAGCACACACUAACAGUUGUAGGAGAUUCAUGAGCGUGCUGGAUAUUGGGGAGUCCAAUAUGUGGUAUAUUUUUUAUUACAGAUAACUUGUUAUGCAUAAUUCCAGAUAAUUUGGCUAUAAAAUGUAUCUGUUUUUCACUUGCAAGUAUUAUAAAAUUCACAGUGAAUCACCGUAUUCUUAUUUUAAAAACUCAGAGCCAUUUACAAAAUAUUGUCAUAUAGAAUCAAAACACAUAAGAACCCACAGUACCAAAGCAAGCAGAUAUAAGAGGAUGACAAAUUUAAAAGUGUGAUUGGAGUAUAAAUAGUAAAACUAUCUUUCCUGGCCUUUGAAUCCAUUAGCACUCAAUGGAUAUAGCUGAGGCAGUGAUUAAGUAUGCCAUACAGGUUCUUCAGUAAAAUAUAUCAUUUUCAUGUUAUAGUUAUGCCUAUAUUGCCUCUGUCAGAACUAUUAUCAGUAAAAGAAGAGGUUAAUCCUAAUAUGGAUGAUGGACCAAAAUCUUGGGAUUGUACAUUAACUGAAAUAGUAUUUUAUAAAACCUUAUGGUGCUGUGGAAAAUAUUUUAUUAUUUCACUUUUUCUGACACUUUGCCAUGGAGACUAUUCAGGUAAUACAGUUUUAAGUCAUUGCAGUUAAUACUUUGGUUAAUUGGUACCGUUUAUCACCCAGGUCAGGAAUUCUGGUUUUAGUUUAUCUCAUCAAUCACAGCUGAUCAAGAUGCUAAGGGGAUUCCCCUGACCUAAUAGAUUUCGUUACUCAUUUGUGUCUAGAGUAUUUCCCUCCCUAAAAACAAAAGCAGUGUUUUGUUUUGUUUUUUCUUGAUUAAUUUUUAAGUUAUUCAAUAAAAAGAAUUAACAUCUUAUUAAUUUCAUUCUCUUAAAAACGUACAGUAAAACCUUACUAUAAGAGCAAUAAGUGACUGGAAUUUCCUAUAUAAUAGGUUCCUCCUUUUGAAUAGAAAAUCAGAUUCAUCCUUAGGCUCCCAGCAGUAUCAUGAUGAAGGGAAUGUGCUGACUUUGGUGGUGUGGUGGACACUGGUAUCUAGUAGCCUCAUCAGCUUCCUCUUUAUUCCUACCUCUGUCAGCAGCAUCUGCUGCCCCUUAUCUGACUCAGCUGUUAUUCUGACAAAGAGAGAGGAAGUGCCCUCUCACUUUGCAAAGGAGUGCAGCGUAUGGUAGAGGAGGUGUUCCAGCUUUUUGUGUUCUUACUUCCAUGUGUUUACAUGCUCACUGAGGCUGAGUCGAGUGUGGUACCAUAGGUUCAGGAUGCCUAGCAUGCACAUGGACAGCUACUAGGGAGAUAUUACAAAGGGCUUUCUGUUCCUUUGUUAGAAUGUGUUCAUGAGUAGCAGCAGCAGUUGUCAUGAGCGACAUGCUUGACAUACAGAGCUGUCUAAUGGUGGGAGAGGUGUAAUGGUAGAUUUAAAGUUGGUAGCAUGAUUUUGGGUCUGCCAAAGGGAAUAUGUCACUUUUGUUCUUUCUGAACCUACUAAAUAAAAGUAGGGUAACAGAGUUUCUACUGAAAUGUUUAGUAGAAUGUUUACAAUUUUUAUAUUUUUAUGAUUUUAAAAACAAACAAUAAUAGAAAAGAGUAAAUUUUAAGGAACUUCAGGACAGAAUGUAUUCUGCCUAAAUUCAUUGAAUGUUUUAAGUUUAAAUCACGCAUCACCAACCUUUUUUGCAUUGUUGGAGUUGUGACUAUUAAGUAGGGAGAAUGAUAUUUAUGGGUAGAUUCCUUCUUUUUACCUUAUAGCCAUAAUUUAGUCAGUGAAGGACAACAUCUGGGUCAGCGCUGUGGGGGCAUGCUCCUCCGUGUGAGUUUUGUGCCAGGCAUUUUUGCUGAGAAUGGAGAGGGUAGCAAGUGUGAAUCUGGGGGAAAAUAAGGGAAGACAGGAAAGCCUUAGGAGCAGGUAGAGGAAGAAGGGUCAGGUUCCCACCUGUGAAGUAAAGGAGGUGAGAGGCUCCUCAGGGUUUGAUAGUAGGCCCCAAGUAAGUGUCCUCCUAGAGAAACUGCAGAUGGAAGCUGAGCAGUUACCAAGUACUAAUGUGCCAAGCAUACCAAGCAUAGCGUGUGCUCUGCAGAGGAACCUUAUUUUAAAGAAUAUUCUACUGUCAUCUACCAAAAGAAUUGUGGUAUAAGUGCAGUAUUUUAUUUUUUUCCUUUAUUGUAUUUUAUGUCAAUAAUAUUUUAAAAUGUUGAACUAUUUGUCUUAUGUCUUCAUGGAUAAAUGUAGUUUUUGUCUUAUGAUUGUGAGCCACUGAAAGUGCACUGAACCUAUUCACGUGUCAUUAUAGAUGUUUUGCUGUGUUAAAGUUUUAGGAGAGAAUAUGCAAGUGAAUAACAAUUUAAUAGUCAUUUAUUACCUUAUUU
This is a messenger RNA of Cynocephalus volans (Philippine flying lemur), 6311 nucleotides long. It is a transcript of the gene AP4E1, whose product is annotated as adaptor related protein complex 4 subunit epsilon 1. NCBI's taxonomy places the organism in Eukaryota, Metazoa, Chordata, Mammalia, Dermoptera, Cynocephalidae. Gene Ontology annotation, molecular function: cargo adaptor activity. The coding region runs from base 1 to 3414 and encodes 1137 amino acids. The record is from RefSeq and is a predicted model, not a curated record. Gene Ontology annotation, biological process: vesicle-mediated transport; intracellular protein transport. The transcript has 21 exons. Gene Ontology annotation, cellular component: membrane coat; AP-4 adaptor complex.